ACAUACACACGACUCACCUAGACACACACCGCCUCCUUUAGAAAUCCCCAACGCGAUAUAAACCACGCGGUUGUGCUCCGUUUGGCACCAAACAAAACAAAGCAAAACACGUUUCUGAAAAUUUCUUCCAUUGAAUAUUCUUUUCUUUAACCCUUUCCUUCAAUUCCAGAUUCUCUUUCUUGCAUGUUUUCUACACAACCUUUCUGAUAAAUCUCCGUAACGGUAAUCAUUCUAUAAAUCCCUUUUCGUGUUUUAGGGAUUUGAAAAAUCUCAUCAAUUCAACGAUUCGGAUUCGAUGGCGGAAGAACACAGAUUGCAAGCACCGCGAUUAUGCGUCAACAAUUGCGGAUUCUUCGGCAGCGCCGCCACGGAGAAUCUCUGUUCACGGUGCUACCGAGAUUUACAGAUUAAGGAACAACAAGCUGAGUCAGCGAAACUCGUUCUCAAUCAAUCGAUCUCGGUGCCGGAGAAGGCGGCGGCGGCGUUGGUUUCUGAACCGUCGUCUUCGUUACCUGGACCGGUCGAUUUGCCUAGUGUUGUUGAAGAGGCGAAAGCGAAACCGUUGCAGCAGAAUCGGUGCACGACGUGUAAGAAGCGCGUGGGGCUCACGGGGUUUAAAUGCAAGUGCGGGAUGAUGCUGUGUGGGACCCACCGUUACCCGGAGCAGCAUGAUUGUGAAUUUGAUUUCAAGGGGUUGGGGAGAGAGCAGAUCGCGAAGGCGAACCCGGUGGUGAAGGGUGAGAAGCUCGAGAAGAUUUGAGAAGAAGAGAAGGGUAUUAUUGUAAUCUCGAUUGUUUUCGUUGUUAUUGGAUAUUGAUCCGGUUCCUUAAUCGGAUGUGGGGUUCGGGUCGGGAUAGUGAUCCGGUUUAUUAAUCGGAUGUGGGGUGGUUGGGUGGGUCUUUGUUAUUUGGUUUCCUGAUUAUUAAUGUAGAAAAUUACAUUUAAAUGCAUUUUAGUUCUUAUAUUUA
Vicia villosa (hairy vetch) is the source of this 968-nucleotide messenger RNA. RefSeq names its product zinc finger A20 and AN1 domain-containing stress-associated protein 3-like. Gene Ontology annotation, molecular function: DNA binding; zinc ion binding. The record is from RefSeq and is a predicted model, not a curated record. The coding region runs from base 296 to 760 and encodes 154 amino acids. The transcript has a single exon. Lineage: Eukaryota; Viridiplantae; Streptophyta; Magnoliopsida; Fabales; Fabaceae.